AUGGAUUUUUUGAAAGCGCUGACCUUCAGCCGCGAGGGCUGUUUUGAGCCUGAGCUGGCGAAGGCCGACCUGUGCUUCACACUGCACGAAAUUCGCGGCGUGAAGCUGGACUCCGGGGAGAUUUUGUGCUGCUCUGCCCAGGUGGUGCCAACGCGGACGAAUCUGGCAACCACUACGCAACAUCAAAGCACGAGGACUUCUGGCAGAAGGGAACACAGCACUACGACAGGCAGCUAUCAAGUAAACUACGACUACACCAACGCAGAAACCGACCACGACCACGGGGAGCUGCACCAAGCAGCUGGCACGAAAGUGCUGUGCAAUGUGUCCGAGCAGUGCCUGCUCAAGACGGUGCCGCUGGACGCCACGCUGUUCCUGCACGUUUGGGCUGGAAAUUCGAUCCGAGAGGUCGAGGAGAUGGCGUUCGCCGGUGGUGGAGCGGCAGGAGCAGGAGCGGGUUCGUCUUCGUCGUCCGCUAGUACCGCCGCGGGCGCUUCGAGCGGCGGUUUCAGUCCCGCGACGCGCAACCUGAAUUCCGCGGGUGGAGGACUUCCACCCCCAACGGUCGGGCGGCCGAACCCGGGCGGCUUCGCGGUGGCGAAGAACGCGGUGCCGGGCAAAUCAGCGAGAAGUGGUUCCCAAGCGCGCUUCAUCGGGGAGGUGCGGAUCCCGAUGGCAGCACUGGCCAGGCCGCAGGAGCGCGGCGCAAAUAUAUCCUGAGUAAAAACGUACCCACACCAGAGUCAAGAUGGGGAUUUUGCAACACAAACCUAGGAGUUUUGGGAGUCACGCAUGACAAGUUUCAGUCCGUAAGGUAGUGCAAGUUAGCAAGGAAAGCCGCAUCACAAAUCGACCUGCUGAUCCUGUUCACAGCAUCACAAAUUCCAAAACACGAUUGGAAAUGGCUCUCAUGGGGAUGCGCAUCACAAAUGUCUUUGUCAUUGCAAAUCUGCAUUAGGUACGUUUUUACUCAGGACAAAAUACCGCCGAAAUUCUCUACUACGCGUGGCUGCAGUUGGAUACCAUGGCGGAUUACGCAAGGGGACAAGAACCACUUAUUACCCUCAUUUGCCAACAAGAAUGAAACGCAAAAUCGUAUCUGGCUCACCUUGUGGCCGUCGCUGUACUACGGCAGGUGUUGGAAUGAGUAGCUCAAAGAAGUGCUCCUGCAGGACAGGCCAGGCGUGGGUAUUUGUCAUGCAGGUCCUUGAACUUCUACGGUGUAGAAGUUUUUGGGAUCAUGGAGUUGUUUGUAUUGCUACACAGACUUUGCGGCUUGAUGAGGGGGAGGAAGGUGUUGUCCACUGUCAUACGGACACGGUGCCCAACAUCGGCGGGAACAGUGACCAGGAUAUUUUUCAGCAGGCACUGUACGCAGGACCGCGGAACGCAGCCAUGCCAAAAAUCUGCGUGUCACUUUGCAAGGACGGCGAAAGGAACAAAUUUCCGCUGCGGAAAGAGGUUCGUAUACUAUUUUCUGCAUACGGGUUGAUUUUUUGCUUUCUCUUCCAGGGGGCAUACGCAUAGGCACACAAAUAACUUUACUCGAAGUAUUCUAAGUGUGCAAGAUGAAGAUUUAGUCCAUAUAUUCAAAUCUGAAAACACAAACACUGAAAACGUCGCAUGAAAUUCGAAAAAGAAAAUACAGGAAGAGGACGCUGGUUUCCGUAGCCGCACGUGGCAAGCGUUGUUGAAGUCCCACCAGCAGCAUCUCACUCUGGUCCACGCUCUUGACGUGUUGGAUAGUUCGUCCGGCGAGCAGAGUAUGUGGAUUGAAUAAAACUAACGCUCUCGUCACCCCAAAGUCACUCAAGAUGGGAAAAAUUGUGCAAGACAUCAAGUCCAGAACAGCUUUUGGCACUCCCACAUGGGACUUGCAGCGUACUGUCGUACUACAAUCCAGCUAGUCCAGACGCAUCGCAAAUCCGCCUUAUUUUUCUCCAGACAUUUUUCGCCGUGCAGGACGUCAGAAUAAACACCACUAGAAAAGAAAUGCCUCUCAACAUAAUUUUUGAGAGCCGGCGCAUGAACAGAAACCACAUCCUUAGCUGCACGCAAAUUAUUUGCAUAUCAUGACAUCAAGGCUGGGGCCCUCGUGAAGACGUUUUAUUUACUCAGGAUACGAAAGAGGGAAAAGUUAGCCGAAGAGCUGGACCGAGCGAGCCACAAAGUUUCCCUCUUGUCCAAUAUUGUGGAGGAGCAGAAGCGCGAAAUGAAGCUGUUGCAAAGCAAAAUGGCGGAUACCAUAUCAAAUGUAAAAGUGUCUGGGUCUGGAAGAAUGCAACUUGUGAUGCUGCAUUUGGAUUCCAAAAAAAUCUGUAUUGCAUGAGUACCAAAGGGAAUACAAUUUUUGCUACGCUGAGAAGGCAUUUGUCAUGCGGAAUAGGGGCCCCGACUCAUGUUGCAUGUUGUAGCUGCCCUGCGCCGCGGCCCUUUCGUUGCGCCUUCUAUCACCACUCCAGUCUCGAAAGGCCUACUUCUGUAUGACAAGCGCUUUAGCUGCAGCGCUAGUGGCUAUCCUUAACCUUAUGCCAUCUUAACUUACGACUUUACUUUACUUUGUUUUGAUGUUUCCUUUAUGAUGAUGAUGAUGAUGAUGAUGCUUAAGCUAUGGCUGAUUGUUUUAUUUUUCAUUAAGAGGCCUUCGCGCCACCCGGACGUCCUGCCGGUAGACCACCAAUGUCAUGCGGAAUAGGCAUCAAGAGGCCCUCAGAAAAUCUGUAUUGCUAGGGUAUGCAUCACAGACAUCAUGGCUCAUGCAAAACGCGCAUGACAAGCGUCAGAAUCUUCCAGACCCAGACAUUUUUGCAUUUGAUAUACCAUGCAGAGCCACGAUUUGAAGGAACAGGAGCUGCACGCCCGGGCGCUUACCGCGGAAAGUAUUCUGUGCAAAAGUAUCGUACUCGUAUUGCAGUCAUGCAUUACAAAUCUUGUUCUUAAGGUAAAUCAGCAGCACAAAUUUCAUUUCUCAUGCUGAGGAAAUUCGUAAUGCAUUUGUACGAGUGCGAUACUUUUGCAUUUCAUAGAAAGGGGGCAGGAGCAACUGCAGGGGGAGCUGGACGUAAGGGAGGAAGUUUUUCAUCAUGUAGUAGUUCAAAAAUCUACAGAAGUUUCCUGUAAGUAAUCCUUAGCUAAAAUUUUCAUUUCCCACUCUCUGCAUUAAGUGAAAAGCGCCAGAAGCACUACGUACCAGUUGAAAAUAUGGUGCACCAGCGAAUUGCGAAAGGGAAAGCCACAACUACUUCUUACUUUAUGCAAACGUUACUAAACAGCAAACCCUGUCGAGCCUCCACACGAACAAGGAAGAGGAGGUGAAGCGGCUAAAGUUGUUGAGCCAAAACCUUUAUGUAUUGCAAAAAUGUAGUCUGGGUCUGGAAGAAUGCAGGAGUUUGUCAUGCAGAUUUUGCAUGACCCAUAGGGUCUGUGAUGCCUGCCCUAGCAUCGCAGAGAUUCUGCGAGGGCUUUCUGAUGCUCCUACCGCAUGAGAAAUGCCCUCUCCGCAUAGCAAAAAUCGGACCUCUUUUGCUGUUCAUGCAAGACAGAUUCAUUGUAGAAUCCAAAUUAAUGCAGCAUCACAAGUUCCAUCCUUCCAGACCCAGACAUAUUUGCAUUUCAUAACCUCCAGAUGCAGCUGGACCAGUCGAAAGAGGACGAAAAAUCCACGUUGCGAAAGUUCAACUCCAAAAUUGAGGACUCCAACAAGAUGAUUAUGGCCCUGAAAGACGAAAAGGAAGAAGCGGUCCGGCGGAUCGAGACACUGCAGCUGGAUUGGAAAAGCGAAAAGGUAGAAAUAGCGAAGGAGAGCGAGCAGUUGAAGGCUGAUAAAGCAGAACUGGAGAAUUUGUUGGCCGAGAGGCAAAGGGAGUUCGAGAAAACGCACAAGGAGCAGCGGGACCGGAUCACCGCGCUGUCCGCCGCGAAAGCGGAAUUGCUGAAGAUGAUGGAACAAAUUUACGACACUGCGCCGGAGCAGAAUGGGGGCGUGGUUGCCACCUUGGACCGGACGAGCCUGGACGCAUUCCACGCGAAGUGGAGCUGACGGUCGGUUUGUUCUUCGAUGCGGUGUAUGCAUUUUUGCAAAAAAGUAUGAUGUUAUCAUGUUCAUACCAACAGCGGGCAGCUUUUGCCGUUCUUCGUCCUGGAGAAUUUCAUCUUGCGAAAUCAUCUUCCACAUGUCGCAUCUUACAAACAUAAGCUCCCCGCUUUCCUCCAGACCCAGGUCGAUGUUUGCAAUGCAUACCGUGUUUCUACUUCUUGCUAUUUCUAUUGGAAGAUCAUUCUGACUUUCCUCGCUGCAAAUUGCAAGAUAAGUACUUAGUACCAGGAACAAGAACGCGAUGUUGAAAGAUGUAAAAGUAAGUAAAAACGUGGUUAAUACGAUUAGAAAAGUACUACGCUUGAAUUCCGUUUCGAAGGUUUCAAAGUCAAGCAAUGAUAAGUAU
Messenger RNA from Amoebophrya sp. A120, 4442 nucleotides. Lineage: Eukaryota; Dinophyceae; Syndiniales; Amoebophryaceae. The record is from the annotation of a GenBank genome assembly.